UGGAGUUGAGAAAAAAGCUACUAUAAGUCUUGCUGUGUUGGAUGAGCUUAAAGAUUCGGUGUUGGGGCUUGUAGUUAGGCAAGUUGGAUUGGAGUGUGUUUUGAAAGAAUUUCGUAAGGAAGUUGACGAAAAAUUUGCAUUACUUGAGGAAAAUUUGAAGGGUUACAUUGAUCGUAAAGUUGGAGAGGAUUUAACUUUUUAUUUUGAUACGAAGUUUUCAGAAUUGAAAGAUUUGAUUAAAGAUAGUAUUGAGAAUGUUGUACCACAGGUGAUGUUUUUUGGUUUCUUUUAUGAUUGAUAUUGUUUAUUUUUAGUUUUAUUUGUUAAUAUGCAAUGGUUUUUAUGUGAUUUUGUUUUUGUAGAGUAAUGAGGAUGAAAAUGAGGAUGACGGUGGUGGUGGUGGCAAUGAUAGUCCCCGUAACCUAGAUGACAUUAGUGAUGAUGUUGAGCCUACUGUUAAGGGGGAUGGUGAGGAUGCUGGUGAAGAUGCUGCUGAUGUGAAGGAUGGUGAAGAUUGUGUUGGUGGUGACGGUGAUGUUUAUAAGGAAAUUAAAAAUAUUUCCGAGAUGUCUGUGAAAGAAGUUGAUAGUCAAGAUUUUGCUGGUUUAUGUUCUUUGGAAAAGGAUAUGCCAAAUUUUGACAUAUUGGGUUCGUUAUUAGGACAAAAUGAGACUGUUGCAAUGGUAGAGGAUGAAGUUUUGGGUUCUGAUGGUGGUAAUGUAGGUGGAGUUGAGGGAGUUGCUGAGAAAGUUAGUGCGGGUACCGAUGAUGGUUUUUCAGAAUCUGUGAUGGCUGUUAUAAAUCAGAAAGUGGAUGAUGCGUGUCAUGCAUAUGAAGUGAAGAAGAUUAUGGACAAGAUUAAGGUUUGUGAAUCUCCCAAAUCAAAGAGGGCUCAUAAGCCUAGCGUGGUUUUACAGAGUCCUUACAGAAAUGAUUUUGGGUCUUCUGGUAGUAAUGAAAAGAUGAAGAAAAAGAAUGUUAAAGGUCAAUAUGCGUUUAAUUCUGGGUUGUUUGAUCCUCCGCACGAACUUCAACAGAAGGCAUUUGAUGAGUGGUUCUGUGUUGGGUUCAAGGAUGAGAAUAAGAAGAAGAAGUUUGUUCAAGGGAAGAAUCUUUUUAGUCCUGCUUUAGAUUUCUGCAUUGAUAGUGUUCAGGACAAGUGGUGGUUUUAUGAUCUUUUGACCCCUGGGAGGUGCCUUAGUGACUCGCAUAUGGAUGUAAUAUUUUAUUACUUGCGAAAGAAGUUGAAGUAUGAUCCUAAUGUUGCAGUGUCUGCAACAACCACAGAUUAUCAUUUCUGUUUUAAGGUGGUUGAAUUGUAUGAUAAGUUUGUCAAGUCUGGAAACAAGAUUGAUGCUGUGCCUAAGAGUAACAUUGUUACUGAAUACAUGAGUGGGUAUUACAUGUAUGCUAACAAAGAUUGGCUACGUGUUGAUUAUGUGUUGAUUUACAUGCAUAUUAAGGAUGAAAAGCAUUGGAUUUUGAUCAUUUUUGAUAUUAGGGCUAGGUGUCUCAAUGUUUAUAAUUCCUUAGGGUCUAGACAUGAGUUGGACAGGAAAACAGCUGGUUAUGUCAAGCCUUUUGCAGUGGUGUUGCCUAUAUGUUUGUCAUUCAUUGACUAUUACAGUAGGAGGAUGGAUAUUGACACAAGCCAAGGAUUUUUUAAAGGGAAAAAGGAGGAGGACAUGCUUGAUGUCUUUGUUGUUACUAAGUUACCUCAACAAGUAGACAAUGAUUGUGGCUUGUUCGUGGCUAAGUAUGCUGAUUUCUUUAUUCAUGGAUGUAUUGAGAAACUUCCAAAUCUUCUAGAUGUGGGGUUUUUUAGGAGGAAGCUCGCUGUUGAGUUGUAUGUUCAUGCCAAGAAGAAACUGUUGAAUGAUUAUGAUUCUGAGUCUGAGUUUCCUGGGAGGAUUCCAAAAGCUUGAUUGGAUUGAAGGGGUUUCGAAUCUGCACUAGGAUGAAACUUUUUGGUGUACUAAAGUUGGAGUUUCAACUGGAAUGAAACUUUUUGGUGAACUAUUUUGAGUCAAAGUAACUUGUUUUGUUACUUUUGUUUUUAGAAUUGUAAUUAAGCUCCAAUUUUUUAGUACAUUUGUUUGUUAGUAUUAGUGAAUGGUGUAUCUGGACAGUAGGGUUUAUAUGUAGUAUUUAGCUAGGUGUUAAUCUGUUUGUUGUUGGUAACACUGAUGUGAAGGGACCGUUUAGUAUCUUUUUUUGGAAAUAUGCAAGUAUAUAAGUAGUUAAAAUUGUUGUUUGGAAUGUUAUGUUUUAAUGGAAGUAUUCAAGUUUAUAAAGUUGGAAAGAAA
Molecule: messenger RNA, 2306 nt
Organism: Cannabis sativa
Lineage: Eukaryota; Viridiplantae; Streptophyta; Magnoliopsida; Rosales; Cannabaceae
Exons: 8
Coding region: 567-1925 (452 amino acids)
Biological process (GO): proteolysis
Molecular function (GO): cysteine-type peptidase activity
Source: RefSeq, a predicted model, not a curated record